AGGAUGAAGCAAAUAUAAAUGAGAUUGCAAUCACGCACCAUGUAAAAGAGGGACAUGAGAGAGCUGACCCUUCACAGUUUGAGCUGCUGAAGGUACUUGGACAGGGCUCAUUUGGAAAGGUCUUUUUGGUGCGAAAAAUCUCAGGAACCGAUGCUGGCCAGCUAUAUGCAAUGAAAGUAUUAAAGAAAGCCACACUUAAAGUUCGAGAUCGUGUUAGAACAAAGAUGGAGCGUGAUAUUUUGGUGGAAGUUAAUCAUCCAUUUAUUGUCAAAUUGCACUAUGCUUUCCAAACAGAAGGCAAAUUAUACCUUAUUCUGGAUUUUCUCAGGGGUGGAGAUUUGUUUUACACGUUUAUCCAAAGAGGUAAUGUUCACUGAAGAGGAUGUGAAAUUAUUACCUGGCAGAAUUGGCACUUGCUUUAGAUCAUCUUCAUACUCUUGGUAUUAUAUAUCGAGACCUUAAGCCAGAAAAUAUAUUGCUUGAUGAAGAAGGACACAUUAAGUUAACAGAUUUUGGGCUCAGCAAGGAGUCAAUUGAUCAUGAGAAAAAAGCAUACUCCUUUUGCGGGACAGUGGAGUACAUGGCUCCAGAGGUUGUAAACAGAAGGGGCCACACACAGAGUGCUGACUGGUGGUCCUUUGGUGUCCUCAUGUUUGAAAUGCUUACUGGCACCUUACCUUUUCAAGGAAAGGACAGAAAGGAAACCAUGACCAUGAUUUUGAAGGCCAAGCUUGGCAUGCCACAGUUUCUUACGCCAGAAGCUCAAUCCCUACUGCGUAUGUUAUUCAAGAGAAACCCAACCAACAGAUUAGGAGCAGGCCCUGAUGGGGUUGAAGAAAUUAAGAGGCAUCCGUUCUUUGCAACAAUUGACUGGAACAAAUUGUACCGAAGAGAAAUUCAGCCUCCAUUCAAACCAGCAACAGGUGGUCCUGAAGACACAUUUUAUUUUGACCCAGAGUUCACGGCAAAAACACCCAAAGACUCGCCUGGCAUCCCUGCUAGUGCCAAUGCACACCAACUUUUCCGUGGAUUUAGCUUUGUGGCAAUUUCCUCAGAGGACGACAGCCAGGCCAUACAGACAGUUGGAGUUCAUGGCAUUGUUCCGCUUCACAGAAACAGUAUCCAAUUCACUGACGGUUAUGACUUAAAAGAAGACAUCGGGGUGGGAUCUUACUCUAUUUGUAAAAGGUGCAUCCACAAGACUACAAAUAUGGAAUAUGCAGUCAAGAUUAUUGACAAGAGCAAGAGGGAUCCAACGGAGGAAAUUGAAAUUCUUCUGCGCUAUGGACAGCAUCCUAAUAUUAUCACAUUAAAAGAUGUAUAUGACGAUGGGAAAUAUGUAUAUCUAGUAACUGAACUAAUGAAAGGAGGGGAACUUUUAGACAAAAUACUACGGCAGAAGUUCUUCUCAGAGCGGGAGGCGAGUGCUGUAUUGCACACGAUAACCAAAACUGUGGAAUACCUACAUUCACAAUGGGUUGUCCACAGAGACUUGAAACCCAGCAAUAUACUUUAUGUGGAUGAGUCUGGUAAUCCCGAGUCUAUUCGAAUCUGCGACUUUGGUUUUGCUAAACAACUCAGGGCCGAAAAUGGGUUGCUUAUGACUCCGUGUUACACUGCAAAUUUUGUUGCUCCAGAGGUAUUGAAGCGUCAAGGCUAUGAUGCUGCAUGUGAUAUCUGGAGCUUGGGUGUUCUCCUCUACACUAUGCUAACUGGAUAUACACCUUUUGCAAAUGGGCCAGAUGAUACUCCCGAAGAAAUACUGGCACGGAUAGGCAGUGGAAAGUUUUCUCUAAGUGGCGGUUACUGGAAUUCAGUCUCCGAUAUUGCCAAGGACCUGGUAUCAAAGAUGCUUCAUGUGGAUCCACAUCAGAGAUUAACAGCUGCCCAGGUGCUUAAACACCCUUGGAUUGUACACUGUGACCAGCUGCCUCAGUUCCAGCUAAACAGACAGGAUGCACCUCAUCUAGUAAAGGGAGCCAUGGCAGCUACAUACUCUGCGUUGAACCUCAAUCCAAUGUCUCCAGUGCUGGAACCUGUUGGCCGUUCGACUCUCGCUCAGAGAAGAGGUGUAAAGAAGAUUACUUCGACUGCACUCUGA
Molecule: messenger RNA, 2101 nt
Organism: Staurois parvus
Lineage: Eukaryota; Metazoa; Chordata; Amphibia; Anura; Ranidae
Source: the annotation of a GenBank genome assembly